Molecule: messenger RNA, 9298 nt
Organism: Gavialis gangeticus (Gharial)
Lineage: Eukaryota; Metazoa; Chordata; Crocodylia; Gavialidae
Gene: ANKRD11
Product: ankyrin repeat domain 11
Exons: 13
Coding region: 158-8293 (2711 amino acids)
Biological process (GO): anatomical structure morphogenesis
Cellular component (GO): nucleus
Molecular function (GO): protein binding
Source: RefSeq, a predicted model, not a curated record
GUCCGACUGGGAUUCACAAAAAUACAGGUUUGCUUUGGGACACACCCCUGUUGGAUUUAAUACCUGCCCUGCUAGCGACAACUUUCAGCUAUGGAAUCGACGGUUGACGACGAGGCGAUGGCAGCAUAAAUGAAGAUCAAGUAAGCACGGCAGAACGAUGCCCAAGGGUGGGUGUUCUAAAACACCACAGUCAGAAGAUUUCUCUCUCAGCAACGACAUGGUGGAGAAACAAACGGGGAAAAAGGAUAAAGAUAAAGUUUCUCUAACCAAGACUCCAAAGUUGGACCGGAGUGAUGGCGGCAAAGAGGUGAAAGAGAGAGCUACCAAACGGAAGUUGCCUUUCACUGUUGGAACAAAUGGAGAUCAAAAAGACUCAGAUACAGAAAAGCAGGGUCCGGAGCGGAAGAGGAUUAAAAAGGAGCCUGCCACGAGGAAGCCCGGCUUGCUGUUCGGCAUGGGCCUUUCAGGGAUCCGGGCCGGGUACCCGCUCUCCGAGCGCCAGCAAGUCGCUCUUCUCAUGCAGAUGACAGCGGAGGAAUCUGCAAACAGCCCAGUUGACACGACACCAAAGCACCCCUCUCAGUCUGCCGUGUGUCAGAAGGGAACGCCCAACUCUGCCUCCAAAACCAAAGAUAAAGUCAACAAGAGGAACGAGCGUGGAGAGACGCGGCUGCACAGAGCCGCCAUCCGUGGGGAUGCCCGGCGCAUCAAGGAGCUCAUCAUCGAGGGCGCAGAUGUCAACGUGAAAGACUUUGCAGGCUGGACGGCAUUGCACGAGGCAUGUAACCGGGGUUACUACGACGUUGCAAAGCAGUUGCUUGCUGCCGGCGCCGAAGUCAACACCAAGGGGUUGGAUGACGACACGCCGCUGCACGACGCGGCUAAUAACGGGCACUUCAAGGUGGUGAAAUUGUUGUUGCAUUAUGGAGGGAACCCUCAUCAGAGCAACCGCAAAGGAGAGACGCCUCUAAAAGUCGCCAACUCCCCCUCCAUGGUGAAUCUGCUGCUUGGAAAGACCACCUACGCCUCCAGCGAAGAGAGCUCCACAGAGAGCUCCGAGGAGGAGGAUGCCCCUUCCUUUGCACCAUCCAGCUCCGUAGACGGCAAUAACACAGACUCCGAAUUUGAAAAAGGCUUGAAGCACAAGACCAAGAGCCAAGAGCCCCCCAAAACCAUCACGCCGGUCAAGGACGAGUAUGAGUUUGACGAGGAUGACGAGCAGGACCGAGUCCCGCCUGUGGACGACAAGCAUUUGCUGAAAAAGGAUUACAGGAAAGAGACUAAAACCAACAGUUUUAUUUCCAUUCCCAAAAUGGAGGUAAAAACCUAUACAAAAAAUAACACGAUCACACCAAAGAAAGCCGCCCACCGCAUCCUCUCGGACACGUCGGACGAAGAAGACACCAGCGUGGCCGUGGGGUCUGGAGAGAAGCUGCGGCUCUCAACGCACACGAUACUGCCCAGCAGCAAGAUUCGGGAGCCGCCCAACACCAAGCAGCAGAAAGAGAAGAGCAAGGUGAAGAAGAAGCGGAAGAAGGAGACAAAGAGCAAAGAGGUUCGGUUCGGCAAAAAAAAUGACAAGUUUUGCUCCUCUGAAUCAGAGAGCGAGAACGUAGAGAGCGAGGAGGAUGACAGAGACUCUGUGCAAAGCUCUAGCUGUGUAAAGGACUCUAGGCUAGUGCUAAAGGAGUCCUCCUUGUUCAACUCUCUCUCUGCCUCUUCCACCUCCUCUCAUGGGAGUUUAGCUUCACAGAAACAUAACCCUAACCUGACAGAACACUCCAAGCACUGGAGGACGGACAAUUGGAAAACCAUCUCUUCUCCGGCUUGGUCAGAUGUCUCUUCCUUGUCAGACUCCACAAGGACGAGACUGACAAGCGAGUCGGACUACACGUCCGAGGACUCCAGCUUAGAGUCGUUAAAACCCGUGAGAAAGAAACAGGACCACAAAAAGAAAAAUAACCCCCACAAUGCGGUCUUGGAGAAGAAGAAUUCAUUCCAUCCCAGCGUGGAUGGAGCGAUUCCAAAGCUGGACAAGGAGGGGAAGGUCGUUAAAAAACAUAAAACAAAGCAUAAACACAAAAACAAAGAGAAGGGGCAGUGUCAGCUCAACCAGGACAUUAAAAUCAUCAAAACUUUUUCUUUCGAAUAUGAGGACUCGAAGCAAAAGCCCGACAAGGGAUUGCUUGUAGAGACUGAAAACACAGUGGAAAAUAAAUUAAAAGUGUUAAAGCAUGAAAGAGAACACUUCAAGAAGGAUGAGAAGCUCCCCAAGGGGAAAUCGGAGGAGAAGGAGUGGUUGUUUAAAGAUGAGUCUGGAAAAGCCUCCAAAGAAGAGAAAUCAUUCAAAAAAGUCAAAGAGGGGAGUAAAGACCUUGGUAAAUCUUUCAGAGAGGAGAAGUCAAGUAAAUCGGAAAAAGAGAAACCUAUAAAGGAGAAAUCUCCCAAAGAGGAGAAGCCUCGAAUACAUAAGGAGGAGAGAAAGAAGAAGUCAAAGGACAAACAGUCGAAAUCUGAAAAGAAAAACGAUCUCAAAGAGGAGAAAAUUGCGAAGCUGGAGAAAGAAAAAACUUUCAAAGAGGAGAAAGAGAAAUGUAAAAAAGAGAAAGUUUACAGAGAGGAGCCUGGAUUUGAUGAGUUCAAUAACAAAAACCAGUUUCCAGAAAGCGAGGACACAAAGUUCAGCCUUUCUGAUGAUCAGCAAGAGAGAUGGUUUUCCGACUUGUCGUCUGAUUCCUCCUUUGAUUUCAAAGGGGAGGAUAGCUGGGACUCUCUCGUAACAGAAUUCAGGGAGAUGAAAAACGACACCGUGGCCAAAAUAAUCUUGGAAACGGCAAAGGAGGAAAGUAAAGAGAAGAAAAAGGAGAACAAAACGAAAGAAAAGAAAGACUACAACGAAAAGCGCAAUGAGAAAGACACUUUCCUAAAAAAGAAAGAGCGAGAAUACGUGGAAAAAAAUCCUGAGAAGAAAAAGGACCAAACUGAAAAGCAUAAAGUAACUCCUGGUUACCUGCUGGAGAAGGAGAAGAAAAGGAAGGAUUCUGCCGAAAGUGUAAAAGAGAGGAAGGAGAAGGAUGCAGGUGACACCAACAAAGAGAGAAAGGAUUCUGCCGACAGCUCGAAAGAUCGAAAGGAAGUUAAAAUUAAGCAAGAGGAGCCUUAUCGAGAUGAGUUUAAAGACUAUGGUUGUGACACAUUCUUCAAAGACAAAUCUGACCCUGAAUUCAGUGGGAAAAAUGCAGAGAGCUGGGAAAGGCAUCAUCCAGGCAAGGAAAAGGAGAAGAAAGAUGCUCCUGAAAAAGACAAGAAGGAGAAAGUGAAGCCCGAAAAAUACAAAGAGAAAUCCAAAGAAGCCGACAAAGAGAAGAAUGAAAAAGCAGUUGCGGAGAAGAACCAGAAAGACAAAGAACUGGAUAAGAGUUUUAAAGAGAAAAAAGACACCAAGGAGAAAUACAAGGAUCUGCAUAACAAAGACAAGGAAAGGAAGACUUCCUUCGACCAGAUGAAAGACAAGAAAGAGAAAAACUUCUCCGCAGAAAGAGAGGACUUCCCUGAGAAAAAAGAUGAGAAAAAAGGCAAAGAAAAGAGCUGGUACAGCAUCGCCGAUAUCUUCACAGAUGAAAGCGAAGAUGAGAAGGAUGAUUACAGCUUGAAUGCCUUCAAAAUCGGAGAGCCCGUCGGGAGCGAACUGCACCGGAUGGAUGGCUUGCAAGAGAAAGAUGAUGGCACAGCUGCCGAAAAGGAGCUUUAUCUCGCCGACAGGCACCGCAAGUACUCCUCAGAUAGGCAGCAUUUGGGAGAGAAACAGAAAGACAAAGACUCGAAAGAAAAGAAGAAGGACAAAGGAUCGGCGGAAGGCGGGAAGGACAAAAAAGAGAAGAACUCCUUUGAAAAACACAAAGACAAGAAGGAUAAAGAUGCCGGUGAGAAGUAUAAGGACAGGAAAGACAGGACCUCGGUAGACUCCACCCAGGAAAAGAAGAACAAGCAAAAGAUCCCGGAAAAGGCGGAGAAGAAGCAUGCCAGUGAGGACAAGGUGAAGAACAAGCACAAGGACAAGGUGGACAAAGAGCACGCCAAAGAGAAGAAGUCCUCAAAGGGAGGAGAGCCAGAGAAGAGCCUGCUGGAGAAACUGGAGCAGGAGGCGCUGAACGAGUAUCGGGAUGACUCCAAUGAUAAAAUAAGUGAAAUUUCUUCGGAUAGCUUCACAGAUAAAGGGCAAGACCCAAGCCUCACCAGCCUCUUUGAGUCAUCCAAUCUUUCCCUGACGGACGCUUCAGAGGAAAAGUUUAAGGAUUCCCUUCCUUUACCCUGCUUGCAAGACAAACUCAAGGAGAAGGAGAGGCACAGGCACUCCUCGUCUUCGUCCAAGAAGAGUCACGAGAAGGAGAAAGGAAAGAAGGAAAAAACAGAGAAAAAAGAAAAAGCGGAUGAGUUUAAAGACACGGGGGGCAGAAAAGAUUCUGCUCAGUAUGAAAAAGACUUCUCGGUGGAUGGGGAAGCUUUCGGCAUUUCCUACAAUAUGAAAGCAGAGGCUGACGAAGAACCAGACAAAAGCAUGGACUACUUAUUUCCUGAAAAGAAGGAUAAGAACGAUGCCGAGAGAGAGCUGUCCAAGAAGUUGGAGAAGGAAAAGGCGUAUGGUUCGAGCACCGUCAGCUCAGCCAAAGAGAAGAAGAAGAGAGAGAAACACAAGGAGAAGUGGAAGGAAGAAAAGGAAAAGCACAGAGACAAGCAUGCGGACGGAUUCUUCAAGCACCACAAAGAGGACCCGAAGUCCGCCACUAAGGACAAGGACAGCCCGCAAGUUGCCACUUUCAAAGAGAAAUCGAAGGAGGAGAGCCUGAAAUUUGGCGAAACCAAACUGAAGGAGAAGCUCAAGGAGAGCCAGGAGAAGGACAAAGCAGAGUCUCUGAAGAUGAGUAACGGAAAUGACAAAAUCACCUUGUCCAAAGACGGAGUCAAGAAAGAUAACAGGCCUAGGGAGAAGCUUCUGGUGGACGGGGACCUGAUGAUGACGAGCUUCGAGAGGAUGCUGAGUCAGAAGGACCUGGAGAUCGAGGAACGCCACAAAAGGCACAAAGAGCGAAUGAAGCAGAUGGAGAAGAUGAGGCACAGAAGUGGGGACCCCAAGUUAAAAGACAAGAUCAAAACCUCUGAAGACAUGCGGAAGAAGAGCCUGGAUUUGACCACCAAGAAACCCCUCGUGCUUGAUACUCAGCUGAAGGACAAAAAGCUCAAGGAGUUAGGCCCGCUGGCUCCCAUCUUGUCCCCAGACAACAAGGCGCAGCCUGCCGUGGGGACGGACUCCAAAGACUGGAUCGCUGGCCCCCAGCUGAAGGAGGUCUUACCCGCGUCCCCCCGGCCGGAUCAGAACCGGCCGACCGGCGUGCCCACGCCUGCCUCCGUGGUCUCUUGCCCGAGCUAUGAAGAAGUGAUGCAGACGCCAAGAACUCCCUCCUGCAGCAAUGAGGAUUACACGGACCUGAUGUUCGAUUGUGCCGACCCCCAGCACCCGUUGCCCAUAUCCACCAUGUCCAUGAACGCGUGCUCUCCCUCCUUCUUCGACCGCUACGCGAACGCUUCGAGCGGACUCCCCGAGAAUCCAAGCCAGACUCCAACCAGGACUGUGCCCUCCACCAACCUUUACCGCUCCAUCUCCGUUGACAUAAGGAGAGCCCCCGAGGAAGAGUUCAGCGUCGGAGACAAGUUUUUCAGGCAGCAGAGUGUCCCAGCAACGUCAAAUUUUGACUCCCCGGUGCAGCACCUGAUGGACGAAAAGGUCCCUCUUCCUUCUAUUUCAGCAGAAAAGUUCCAGUGUUUGUCUCCGGGGUAUUACUCCCCUGACUACGGGGUCCCAUCCCCAAAAGUAGAGGCUUUGCAUUGCGCGCCAGGAGCGGUGAGCCAUGUCAGCCAGUCCCCCGAAAGCGUCUUUUCUGGUUUGCAAGCCAAAUCCUCCCCGUCUCACAGAGAUGAGUUGCUGGCACCCUCUGUGGAAAGUGCCCUUCCUCCUGACCUGGGCAUGCCUUUGGGUACCACCGAAGAGCAGCAGGCCACUGCUUCCAUCAUGCCCCCCGAAUCUACCUUUUUGCCUCCGAUCGAGGAGAACCACUUCAGUUCGGGUAUUUCAGAGCAGAACAAUCUGGACUGGGACAACCCUCCUCCUGCCAGGAACCCCGAGCCCCCCAUUCCUCCCACCUUGAUGGGCAACCCUCCCGACCACCCUGUCAGCUGGUCAGUGGGAUCGGAGCUGCUGAUGAAGUCUCCCCAGAGGUUCCCCGAGUCUCCCAAGCCUUUCUGCACGCUGGAGCCGAUUCACUCUGCGCCGGUGCCCUUUAUCACUGCAGAGUCCCCAUACCCAGUGUCUCCCAUCUCGUACCCGCUGUCGGUAUCUGAACCAGGGCUCGAAGAGGUAAAGGAAGAUGCGGAAGAAGCCAUUCCCGGAGAAAUGGCAGCGGCAGAAGAGGCAGCGCCCUACAUGUCCCCAACUCGAUUAGACACGUUCUUCAGUAACUGCAAGCCUCCUCCAGAAGAGACCCCGGAGAUGCCUGCGGAGCGCCUGUGCUUGCCCGCGGAAACGCAGGCGGAGGCCGUCGGCAUCCUGGAGAACAGUUACUUGGAGAGCAAUCCCGUGGCCCCCAUGAGCACAGAGGAGCCGGUGACGUGGCCUGAUCCAUUCACCAAUUCGGAAGAUGAUUUGGACCUCGGUCCCUUUACCCUGCCAGAGCUGCCGCUUCAGGCCAAAGAGGUUCCGGAGCCCGAAAUGGCUGAUGCGGAGCCGGUCGAGGAGAGUGCCGCCACCGGUCCAGAAACCGUCAGUUCUGGGGUCGUCAGCCUGGGAGCGGCUCCUGGCGAGCAGGACGAGCUGCCCCUGAAGCAGACGACGAAUUUGUUGGCGGUGGAACCAGAGCCGCAGCUGGAAGAGCAAAAACCUGAAGUCGCAGCCCCGGAGGCCGUGAUGGAGGCAUCGAAUGUCCCCGAGGAGAAGAGGCUGGAAGAAUCGGAGGCCCCGAGUUUCCAGCAAGCAGCCUCGGCGGAGCCGGCCCAGCUAGAAAACAAAGAGGCAGACGUGAGUCGCGAGGAGCUGCCCUCCUCAAACUGUGCGGCGGAAGCUGGCUCCCAAAGCAGCUCGGCCCCGGUGCCCGCCGCUGACAGUGGAGCCACUCAAGACAGUGCCGCGUUGCGCAGUGCCGCCCAAGCCUCUUCCACCCCAGCAGACAUCCCCCAGCCAGAACCCGCCGAACCCGUGCAGAAACCCGUCGCAGAAGCCCCGAAGCCCCCCAAAAUUGAAGAGAUCCCCCAGCGAAUCACCAGGAACCGGGCGCAGAUGCUGGCCAACCAGAAUAAGCAGAACGCCGCGGCGUCGGAGAAAGAGUUUGCCCCCGUUUCGGCGCCAGCCACGCGGGCCAAGGGGCGCAUUGUGGAGGAGGAGGACGCUCAGGCCCAGCACCCACGCAAGCGCCGGUUCCAGCGCUCCAACCAGCAGCUGCAGCAACAGAUCAACACGUCCACCCAGCAGACGCGGGAGGUGAUCCAGCAGACGCUGGCCGCCAUCGUCGACGCCAUCAAGCUGGAUGACAUUGAGCCCUACCACAGUGACCGGUCAAACCCCUACUUCGAGUAUCUUCAGAUCCGGAAGAAGAUUGAGGAGAAGCGGAAAAUCCUCUGCUACAUCACGCCCCAGGCCCCGCAGUGUUACGCUGAGUACGUCACCUACACCGGCUCCUACCUCCUGGACGGCAAACCUCUCAGCAAGCUCCACAUUCCCGUGAUCGCCCCGCCACCGUCGCUGGCAGAGCCGCUGAAGGAGCUCUUCAAGCAGCAGGAAGCAGUGAGGGGGAAGCUGCGACUCCAGCACAGCAUAGAGAGGGAGAAGCUGAUUGUGUCGUGUGAACAGGAGAUCCUAAGGGUUCACUGUCGGGCAGCGAGAACCAUUGCCAACCAGGCGGUGCCCUUCAGUGCCUGCACCAUGCUGCUCGACUCGGAGGUCUACAACAUGCCUCUAGAAAAUCAGGGAGAUGAAAACAAAUCCGUCAGGGACCGUUUCAACGCCCGGCAGUUCAUUUCCUGGCUACAGGACGUGGAUGACAAAUACGACCGGAUGAAGACGUGUCUGCUCAUGCGGCAGCAACACGAAGCCGCCGCCCUGAACGCGGUGCAGAGGAUGGAGUGGCAGCUGAAGGUGCAGGAGCUGGACCCUGCGGGACACAAGUCCCUGUGCGUGAACGAGGUGCCCUCGUUCUAUGUGCCAAUGGUGGAUGUGAACGACGACUUUAUGCUCUUGCCGGCAUGACGGUACCCACCCGGGAGGCACUCUCGCUGGAAACCAGCACGGACAGGAGCCCUCCGAGGACAGACGCUGGAGCUCACGUUCAUCCUUCCCACUUGCUGAUGAAUCCCUGGUCAGAGAAAGAGGAAGCAUCUCCCGGCAGAACACACACCAAUACGACUACAAUUGCACUUUCUUCACCACGUCUCCCUCGCUUCUGGCCGGAGCGCAGCGGUGCCCAGCGGCGGGGCGGGGGACGCCUCUCCUUUCAAACCGGUCACCGCCGCAGGGGUUGGCCAGCCCGCCCGGCAUCUGAAUGGACGCGGGGAGAGAGACUGCCGGAGCCAGCGGGGAGGCUGGGUUCGAGGGCGCUCCACGCGCAAGGCAGAAGCUGCUGAGCGGGGCCGGCGGCCGGGGGGUUCAUGGACGCCCGAGCGCGGCGAUUUCACGCUCUGGAUCCCCCGCCGGCCCGCACGCCUCCCUGCCGAGAAGCGCAGCAGGGAGCAGCAGGGGUCCGGUUUCUCCUCCCAUCCGGCGGCGCUGGGAACUGCAAACCGAAAGCAAAGCUAGUGUCCGGCUUGGGCAGACGUGGCUCUGGAGGUGGGAACCGCCACAGCCCCAGGACAUGCCCCGAGGUCACCACCACAUCUGGAGCAGCACCGGGGCCGUCAGUGGGAGCGCGGGACAGGCGUGGUGAGUGUCUGGGGCGGCCGCGGCGCCGCCGAGCACGGACGUUGCCGAUUGUGUUUUUAAUGGAGUAAAAUCCAUGUGGUUUAUAUAUAUUUUUUUUCCUUUAAUCUUGGGCAUUUCGUUUCUCUUUCUGAGAACAUAACUUGAAAACACUACAGAGCCAAUACUCAUAUAAAUUGUAUCCCAUAAAUGCUGUACAGUUUUUAUAUACAUUAACAAUGUACUUUUGCUGCCUUCUAGAUAAUUUAUUUUGCAACACAUUACUGCACAGUUGUAAAUAACUUAUGUACUGUAACAUCACUCUCAGUUAUGUGUAAAGAAAUAAAUUAAUUAAAAUUA